Messenger RNA from Cynara cardunculus var. scolymus (artichoke), 1566 nucleotides. RefSeq names its product glycylpeptide N-tetradecanoyltransferase 1-like. The coding region runs from base 122 to 1417 and encodes 431 amino acids. Gene Ontology annotation, biological process: N-terminal peptidyl-glycine N-myristoylation. Lineage: Eukaryota; Viridiplantae; Streptophyta; Magnoliopsida; Asterales; Asteraceae. The record is from RefSeq and is a predicted model, not a curated record. The transcript is spliced from 2 exons. Gene Ontology annotation, molecular function: glycylpeptide N-tetradecanoyltransferase activity. Gene Ontology annotation, cellular component: cytoplasm.
CGUCUCUCAGAUUUGCCGCUAGGGCUAUUUUCAGCUGCUCGCCGUAAGAAAUCGAUCGGAGGACUUCAUAUCUUUGAUUGCUUAACCAACUUCAGGUCUACAAAUACAGGUCAGAUUGGCAAUGGCAGACAAUGGUUUAGUGAAUGAUGAUACCAAUGAUCAAAAUUCUCCACCUUUGGAGAUUGUUAAGAAUGAAGCAUCCGUGGAUGAUUUGUCAAGGGAUGUUCAAGAAACUCUCACACUUUCACAGAGUCACAAGUUUUGGGAAACACAACCUGUUGGACAGUUUAAGGAUCUACGUGACACUAGCUUGCGUGAAGGCCCCAUUGAAUCUCCCACGCCUUUGUCUGAAGUAAAACAAGAACCUUAUAAUCUUCCCAAUCUCUAUGAGUGGGUCACUUGUGACAUGGACUCUGAGGAGACAUGUGCCGAGGUUUAUAACCUCCUCUCAAACAAUUAUGUGGAGGAUGACGAAAAUAUGUUCAGGUUUAAUUACUCCAAAGAGUUUCUCCGUUGGGCCCUUCAUCCUCCGGGUUACUAUAAGAGCUGGCACAUUGGGGUACGUGUGAAGAGUUCAAAAAAGCUUGUGGCUUUUAUAACUGGCAUUCCUGCCAGAAUCCGAGUUCGCAGUGAUGUUGUUAGCAUGGCAGAAGUUAAUUUCUUGUGUGUUCAUAAGAAGCUUCGUUCAAAAAGAUUAGCCCCUGUCAUGAUUAAAGAGGUUACCCGGAGGGUCCACUUGGAGAAUAUCUGGCAAGCUGCUUAUACAGCCGGAGUGGUUCUUCCCACCCCAAUAACUUCUUGCCAGUAUUGGCACAGAUCUCUGAAUCCCAAGAAGCUUAUUGAUGUUGGGUUUUCAAGGCUUGGACCUAGGAUGACGAUGAGCAGGACAAUGAAGCUGUUUAAGUUACCUGAUUCAACGGUUACACCUGGUUUUAGAAAAAUGGAGCUCCGUGAUGUUCCUGCAGUCACCAGGCUGCUUAGAACUUACAUGAUGCAGUUUGUUGUUGCACCUGACUUGGAUGAACUUGAUGUGGAGCACUGGAUUCUUCCAAAGGAGGAUGUCAUUGACAGUUAUGUGGUUGAAAGUCCAGAGACUCACAAGCUCACUGAUUUCUGCAGUUUCUAUACCCUGCCCUCAUCUAUUCUUGGCCAUCCAACUCACUCAACUCUGAAGGCGGCUUAUUCUUACUAUAACGUCUCAACCAAGACUCCCUUGCUUCAGCUGAUGAAUGAUGCUCUUAUUGUGGCAAAACAGAAGGAUUUUGAUGUAUUCAAUGCAUUGGAUGUAAUGCAUAACGAAACUUUCUUGAAGGAGUUGAAAUAUGGGCCAGGUGAUGGUAAGCUUCACUAUUAUCUGUACAAUUAUAGACUUAAGCAUAUCUUAAGACCAUCAGAACUUGGGCUUGUACUCUUGUAAUUUCAGAAGUAGCCGACAAGGCUUUGGAUUUUGUGUACCCAUUUUUCCUGUUUUAGAUUUUCAUCAUUAUCUGUGUACUGUGGUUGGUAAUUCGACCUUAUGAAUGAAUUCAUAAACACCCCUAUAAGUAACUUGUAUUUCUAUUUCCG